AGAAAUCAGCCUCAACGAGAGCAAGCAACUGGAAAUUGCUUUCCAAGAACGAAUUUCCGCUUUGGGUUUUACAGAGAGAGAGAGAUGGUGGUGGCUAUCGUAGAAACUGGUGAGAAAGAGAUGGUGACUUUGGUGUCUCGCACUGGAAGGCAUUUGCAGCGCUACAGCUCUAUUGGCCGUCGCCUCGUUGUCGGAUGCAUACCAUAUCGAUUUAUAGAGGACGAAACUAGUAAAAAUUGCAGUGAUCGAGACAUAGAAGUUCUAGUGAUCAGCUCGCAGAAAGGUUAUGGCCAUGGAGUCUUGUUUCCCAAGGGAGGCUGGGAGACGGAUGAAUCUAUGGUAGAUGCUGCUUCCCGAGAGGCACUGGAGGAAGCUGGAGUACGCGGGGAUGUGCAGGAACGACUUGGGAAAUGGAGUUUCAAGAGCAAAAGGUAUGGUACGUACUAUGAUGGAUUCAUGUUCCCAUUGCUGGUAAAGGAGCAAUUGGAUCUGUGGCCUGAGGAGCAUGUCCGCCACCGUAGAUGGGUUACAGUAGCUGAAGCAAGAGAGAGCUGCCAGCAGUGGUGGAUGAAAGAAGCAUUAGAGACGUUGGUGAACCGUCUAUCAAACUCGGUGGGCCACACUAUCAAGGACUUAACGGUGAUCGAGAAGAAGAUGGGCCACCAACUUCACUAACUUAAAAGCUGCAUUGACUUGUACAUAAGGAUUGCCACAUGUGUGGGCCUGGAUUUGCUUGGGCCCAUUUUUCGGUACUUGAUUAUCUUAGGCCCAGAGCAUCGAUGGCUAUAAUAAAAAGAGUAGAAAACUGAUGUGGGCCUGAAUGCAGUGUACCAUCUGUUGACGUGGAGUAAUGUGGACCCUUGUUGGGCCUUCGGAAUGCGGAUGUUUUUGUUCAUCGAAAUUGAAAUCAGUUCUUCCGUGAA
Magnolia sinica is the source of this 923-nucleotide messenger RNA. Its product is annotated as nudix hydrolase 18, mitochondrial-like. Gene Ontology annotation, molecular function: pyrophosphatase activity. Bases 85 to 675 code for a protein of 196 amino acids. The record is from RefSeq and is a predicted model, not a curated record. The transcript is spliced from 5 exons. Gene Ontology annotation, cellular component: cytoplasm; nucleus. NCBI's taxonomy places the organism in Eukaryota, Viridiplantae, Streptophyta, Magnoliopsida, Magnoliales, Magnoliaceae.